Molecule: messenger RNA, 1854 nt
Organism: Anopheles cruzii
Lineage: Eukaryota; Metazoa; Arthropoda; Insecta; Diptera; Culicidae
Product: protein cup-like
Exons: 3
Coding region: 1-1854 (617 amino acids)
Biological process (GO): negative regulation of translation
Cellular component (GO): cytoplasm; nucleus
Molecular function (GO): mRNA binding
Source: RefSeq, a predicted model, not a curated record
AUGAUGAAAUUUGUUACCUCGGACAACAGUUCGAUGGCAUCGUCGUCGUUGCGGCACGCAGAACAAUACGACAAUUGUUCGGAGCUGCUCAUCGAGUCAGAUGCCACCCCGCUGAAGGAGUUAGAUCCGGCCAUUUUGAGCUGCGGACUGCCGGCCAUCGUGUUCGGUGGUGGCGCGGGCGGCCUGGACCGUACGUCGGCCGCCGCCCCGACCAUCCUACGGUACACGUUUGCCCAGCUGCUGGCGUUCCGGAAGAUACCGCUGUCGCACCGUCGGCCGGUCGCCAUCGAUGAUCCGCGCACGGGACAGUAUCCGAUCUGGCAGCGCAACGGAUUCCGGCCUAGGGCAAGCGGAAGCGACGAGGAGCUGUACCACGCUGGUGGCUCCGGUGCCGGACGCAAACCGAACGACCGUCAUCGGGACAAUGGCUUCAAUCCGCCAAGAUUUCGACGUAAUCACGAGUUUAGCAACCGGAACCAUCACGUCAUUGUGAAGAGCUACAGUGCCGGCGACAGCCACCAGGUACGUCUGCAGGAUACGGUGAUUGAGGAGGAACCGGAAUGGGUCGUCGCUGGGCCGACGUCUCGGCUCGAUACGAUCGAGUUGCGUGGUUUCGAUGACGAUAUGACGCGCACCGUUACGGACACGAUCAAGGCUUCACCGACGGUUGCUGCUGCUGCGGCGGCGGGUCCUAGCCGAGCUCAGUCGUUUUACGAUGCUCUUAUGCAUUACGAGCAUGUGCAUCCGAAGCACGGUGCCAAGCACGACACAUCCGGCAGUGCCGAUGGUGAGAGUGUCUCCAACCCGAGCAGUUCGUCUCCGCCGGCUCGCAGCACACCGACGAAGCAUGUGACCGACCUGAACAACAACAGUCAUGCCGGUCCCCGAAAGGGUGGCAAGGGCGGUACUGCGGGCUCGUCCGGGCCCAGCGGAUCGUCCUCGUCGUCGGCAGCCGGCGUGAACGUUUCCAAUUUUGAGGAAUUCAUGAAGUUCGACUCGAUCCUGGGUGAUUCCGGUGACGGUGACAGUUCGCGUUUUAGUAAAUACUUCCGCCGUGGUGGAGCACCGGGAGCAGGCGAUUCUGGUCAGUACCAUCAUCGCCAACACCAUCCGGUGCAUGGUCAGCAUUCCGGUUCGGCGCCCCAUGUACGGUUUGCACUGGAUCGUAACACGCAACACCACUAUCAGCGUCAGCCAGGGUCCGGUCGCCUGUCGAUGGCUGCUUUGCAGAAUCUGCCGGGUGGUAUGGAGCGCAGCUCGCUACCGUACGACGCACCGGCACCCGGAGGCCACACUACCGACACCGAGGACGGUGGUUCGAAAUCUUUCCAACAUUUGGUCGACAUGAUUGCCGCUCAAAAUCAGCGCAUGCAGCAACAGCAGCAGCAACAGUACUUGCUGCAAUUGCUGCAAAACAGUCAGCAAUCGGAGUCACUGCGUCAGAUGCUGAUGAAAAAUUCACGGGACGCUGGUGUACCGGCCCCGCCGAAAGGACGCCCGCAGUCCGGUGGUGGCGCACAGCAACAGGGACCGGGGCGUGUACCGACCCAGCGUGAGCUUCAGCUCCACACGCAGUCCAUCAUGAAGAAUGCACUGUUGCGCAAGAAGAUCGUCGAACAGAGCCGCCUCAUACUGGAACAGCAAGAACCGAUUCCGGCCGUGCAGCAACUGAUCCGUUCAAUCUGCCCGAACGUGCAGCGCAGUCUGGCCGUUUUGGCGGCCGGCGCUAACAGCAGCAGUCAGCAGCAACAGCAGCAGCACAACAAUUUAUCUGGAGACGCCGGCUACGGAGCGCCUUUUGGCAGCGGAAAGCGCGGCCAAGCACGAGCUGCCGGUUCCAGUCGGCGUUACUAA